AUGGGUGAUGAAACACCAGAGAAAGAAAGACUUCCUGCGUUGGAGAAGCAGAUGGCUGCGUCAAACACUGCAAUUGCAAAAUUGACCGGUCUCGUCAAACAGUUGCUAUUGAAGGAAUCACCGGAGAAGCCGAAGGAAACGAAUUCGGAGUCGGAAGAAGAACAAGCAAAGACGGGAUCAGAUGACGAGUUUGACACUGCCAGCAAAACCUCGCAACAAGAAGGAAGGAGUUCUUUUCGAAACUUAAAGAUUGAUUUCAAGAUUGAAGUUCCGAUGUACGAUGGCAGCGUCAAUGUUGACAAGUUGGACGACUGGAUUGAGCGGCUUGACACAUAUUUUACGUUCCAUCGUUUUACAUCGCAAUCCUACCGGAGGAAUAGUGAUGAGGAGGUAGUGUCGUGGAAGCAGUUCAAAGAAUUGCUUAGAAAGAAGUUCUAUCCAGUAGGGUUUCUGGAGGAACGUUGGCAUAAGUGGCAUAACUUGCGUCAGAAAACCAAUCAGUCCGUGGAGGAUUACACUACCGAAUUCCAGAAUCAAGCUAUGGUUCUAGAUAUAUCCCUGAAGGAGUAUUCGGUAUUUAUGAAGUACGAAGCAGGACUGCAUGAGUACCUCCAAAGGGAGUUGAGAUUGUUCAUGGUACAAUCUGUUGAAGACGCUAGCGUGAAAGCCAUCACCAUUAAGAAGAAGUUUAGGAAGAACGAAACCAAGGGAGAUGGAAAACAGACUGGGGGUAAGUCGAAUGAUUCCUAUGCCAAAACGGAAGAGCAUAAGAAUGGUGUAUCUGAUGGGAAAGCAUGUUUGGUUUGCAGUUACUGCGAAGGAAUAGGCCAUGUGGCAGAUAAGUGUUGGGUAAAGUUCCCUUACCUUAAGCCAAGAGUAUUACGGCACAAGGAGGAGAGGAAGAAGACAACAUUAAUCACCAACGAGAGAUGCUAUCUACGAAAGGAAGGCUCAGAACAGAAGUACACAUUUACGAAAGACGGACAACGAUUCGUUAUUCGGGCGACGUCACUCCCACCAGAGGCAAGCUUGGUAGCAGCGACUCAGGCUAAAAGAUUAGUCAAUGCUUGCAGGAAAUUUGUCUUGUUGACAUGUCCACAUGAAGGGCACUCAAGUCAAGAUGUUGAGAAGACAAAAUUGAAGAAGUCACAAGCAAAGUACAAGAUCAGAUCUUGUAACUUUGGUAUUAGCGACUUAGUGUGGUUAAGGCGGAGUAAAGAGAGCCUUAAAGAGGAUCCGUUGCCGGCAGAUUGCAUUUUGGAGCAGCAAGUGGCUACGACGCGUCGAGGGGAGUGUACAGUGUUCCGCAUUGGACGUGCAGGUCAGGAGAAGGAGGCUCCUUCGUUUACAUUGUCUUCAAUGUGGGACAAGAAGCCCAUUCCUACUCUUCAAGGUGUUGUGAGAGGGCAUGUUGGUGAGGCCGAGAAUGUGACUUCCAGUCCUCAUCAUAAAAGCUAUAAAUGUCUUGAUCCUUCCUUUGGUCGUGUCUCUGUCUUCGGUCAUGCCCACCUGCCGAGCCACUCUUCUACUUCGGGCCCAAGCCCAAACCCAAGCCCAAUCCUUCAACAAGAAACCAAUACCCACAUUGAUUCACCAUUACAAACAGUUCCUCUGGUCACCACAAUCUCCUCACAAACGCGUUACCCUGCUCCAAUCUUGUCCUCGACUGUAUCGGCGUCACCAUCCACCAACACGGUGCCACCAACCCUAGCCACCUACCACCGCCAUGCCCCGUCGAUCCCACCACCCCCUCCACUCUCUUCCCCAGUUGUUAUUCACACAUACCGACGCCGCACACAACAUCCUUCACCAUCUCCGGCUGCCGUUGCUCCUUCCCCACCUGUGGCUUCCUCUACCUUGCCGGAACCAUCAACUGCUGCACCAGAACCCUCCACAGAUCCGCCCCCUUCCAUCGCGGCUCUGCCUCUCCCUAUGCAAACCAGAUCACGCAUGGGCAACUCCAAGCCCAAAGCCUCUCAAUCCCAGGAAUGGCGUACCGCCAUGGCGGAAGAAAUCAAUGAUAUCUUGAAGAACCAGACAUGGACUCUAGUUCCGCCUUCCCCUACACAAAACACUGUUGGAUGGGUUUCAGAAUUAAACAUCUUGCCCACCUUGUUGCCAAAGGAUUCCAUCAGCGCCAUGGCAUUGACAAUCAUGAAACAUUCAGUCCGGUUAUCAAGCCUGCCACGAUUCGCAGUCAUUGCUAUUGCGGUAUCUAAAGGCUGGAGUCUUAGUCAACUUGAUGUCAAAAAUGCAUUUUACAGGGGUUUCUCAAUGAAGAUGUGUAUAUGACCCAACCGCCUGGUUUUGUCGACCCUGACCAUCCAUCCUAUGUCUGUAAACUGCACAAGUCCCUCUACGGCCUCAAGCCAGCUCCUCGUGCCUGGUUCCAUCGCAUUAGUGCCUUCCUCUUAUCUGAUGGGUUUCUUCAAAGUACGGCGGAUCACUCUCUUCAUAUUUCACCAUGAGCUACACACCAUAUACCUGCUUCUCUAUGUCGAUGAUAUUGUCAUUACUGGUAGCCAUGACCGCAUUGUUGAGAGUUUUAAUUAUUCAUGCUCUCAGCCACGGCUUUGAUAUAAAAGAUCUUGGUGCUCUCCAAUAUUUCCUUGGCUUGCAAGUGUCCUCUUCUAUGGUUUUCAUAUUGACCAACUCAAAUAUGCCCAUGACAUCCUCUAGAAGUAUGAUCUCCUUCUCAGCCAACCUAAGAGCACACCUAUGGCUACCAAACCCCCUCUCAUAGCUACUGAUGGAGAACCACUAGAGAAUCCAACACUCUUUCGUGAAAUGGUAGGGUUUCUCCAAUACCUUACCAUUACACGCCCAUAUAUAUCCUUUGCUGUUAACUCGGUUGCAUAGUUCAUAAUUCAACUACCUUGGCACUAACUUAAUAUCUUGGUGCUCGAAGAAGCAAUCUACGAUUGCCCGUUCUAGUGCUAAAGCUGAGUACCGCUCACUUGCUCAUGCAUCUGCUGAAACAACCUGGUAUUAUUUGAACUUGGUGUGCACAUUGCUCUUCCAGUUGUGCUCCAUUGUGAUAAUCUAAGUGCUACUCAUAUAGCAUCUAAUUCGGUGUUUCACGCACGUACUAAGCACAUAGAACUUGACUACCAUUUUGUUCGUGAAAAGUUGCUCUUGGUAGUCAUCAUGUUUGUUACAUUUCAUUUGUCAACCUACCAACUGACCUCACAAAACCUCUCCACAAACAUUGCCAUCCUGCCUUGUGUGUCAAAGUUGUCUAUCCAAGGCCAUCCAGUUUGCGGGGGGAUAUUAAUGUCAAAAUAUCUUCCACACAAAUCAAGCCUGAUUUGAAUCAUUCAUUAUCUUCCUAGAUUGAAUGUAAAAUCAUCAGUGUAAAUUCAUAUUGAUUGCUAUG
Molecule: messenger RNA, 3376 nt
Organism: Fragaria vesca subsp. vesca
Lineage: Eukaryota; Viridiplantae; Streptophyta; Magnoliopsida; Rosales; Rosaceae
Exons: 7
Coding region: 1-2292 (763 amino acids)
Source: RefSeq, a predicted model, not a curated record